Messenger RNA from Euleptes europaea (tarantolino), 735 nucleotides. It is a transcript of the gene HBEGF, whose product is annotated as heparin binding EGF like growth factor. Bases 1 to 627 code for a protein of 208 amino acids. The record is from RefSeq and is a predicted model, not a curated record. The transcript is spliced from 6 exons. Gene Ontology annotation, biological process: positive regulation of mitotic nuclear division; epidermal growth factor receptor signaling pathway; positive regulation of cell population proliferation. Gene Ontology annotation, molecular function: heparin binding. Lineage: Eukaryota; Metazoa; Chordata; Lepidosauria; Squamata; Sphaerodactylidae.
AUGCAGGGCCUGUGGGCGUCCGCGGCCGUCCUGCUGGCGGCAGGUUGCUCGGUGUUGGUGGAUGGCCAAGGCACUGGAGUGCUCCAAAAUGAAGUUUACCAGAAAGAGGGCAGAGAAGGUCUGGCGAUUUCCCAGCUCCUCCCAGCCCGGGAGGUCUUGGAGCGUGAAGGAGAGCGGGAGGCCAGCGUUCAGUCCUCCCAGGAUAGCUUCAGCGAACUCCCUCGAGUUGCUUUCCUGUCCAACCCACAAGAUCCUGUGACAGCAAAUAAAGAAGGGAAGGAGAAGAAAAGGAAGAAGGGGAAAGGGAAGAAGAGAGACCCCUGCUUGCGAAGAUACAAGGAUUAUUGUAUCCAUGGAGAAUGCAAAUACAUCAAGACACUAAGAGCGCCCUCCUGCAUAUGCCAGCAGGGGUACCAUGGAGAGCGAUGCCAUGCCUUCAGUCUCCCGUUGGAGAACCCUUCCCGCAGCUAUGACCAUACAACUGUCUUGGCGGUCACGGCAGUGGUCCUGUCGUCCCUGUGCCUUAUCAUCAUUGGCGUGUUGCUGAUGCUCAGGUGUCACAAGCAAGGAGUUUAUGAUGUAGAAAACGAAGAGAAGGUUAAGCUGGGCAUCACUGCCAACCACUGAUGCGCCCUGGGACCGCGAGGAUGCGGGAGCGGCUCUGCCUUCACAACCCAGCGGAUAAAACUUUUUCUAGGACACAUUUCAAAGUCAAAGGGGAGUUUGCAUGAACAG